AAAGGACAAAUCAAAUGCUAGUAUCACAUCAAUUAGGAAACCGUCUCCUAAAGACAUUAUUGGCUACAAGGAGCAGUACAUUUAUGCAAAGUAUGUAGAGAAAUUGCUAGUCAUCAAAGAUAAAACUGCGUCUCAAAAUCAAUCUCAAGCCACAAGCAUCUGGGAAGCAGUUAAGGCUCAAAAUUUGCAAGAAGUAUAUCACCUUAUUGUGACAUCGGAGGUGGAUAUCAUCAAUACCACCUAUGAUGAUGUGGUUGGUGUAGAUUUAUAUCACCAUGUCGAUGAUGCAGAAGAAUCAGAAUUUGAUGGCCAGAAAGCGAAAAGGAAAAAUUAUGAUCCUGCAGUUUGUCAAAGAAUCACCGAUGCCAAUGAUCCAGGGAUUUGUCUUCAAGGUUGUUCAUUAUUGCAUCUGGCAUGUCAUUUUGGCAAUCCUGUGAUGCUUGAACUUCUGAUACAAUUUGGUGCCAACAUAAAUUUGCGCGAUUUCCAUGGAAGAACUGCUUUGCACCAUUGUAUCUCCACAGGGAAUAAUCCAUUUGCAAAGCUCCUUCUUAGAAGAGGUGCUUGUCCAUCAAUAAAAGAUGGUGGGGGACUAAGUGCACUGGAAAGGGCAAUGGAGAUGGGAGCAAUUACUGACGAGGAACUAUUUAUUUCGCUUGCUGAAUGCUAG
Molecule: messenger RNA, 670 nt
Organism: Pistacia vera
Lineage: Eukaryota; Viridiplantae; Streptophyta; Magnoliopsida; Sapindales; Anacardiaceae
Product: ADP-ribosylation factor GTPase-activating protein AGD4-like
Exons: 3
Molecular function (GO): protein binding; GTPase activator activity
Source: RefSeq, a predicted model, not a curated record